ACGCCGCACUGUCAUCGGCGUCGCGACGCAGGGAAAGGCACAGCCUCCUGCACUCUCCCAGAUCGAUCCGUCUGGCCGACAAAGCAAAAUCGCCAGGAAGUCUCCGAGGCCAGAGUCUGCUAUGUCAACGAGGAACGGCACGUGCAACGUCGAUCGCUAUGCCAAGCUACCGGGGAUCCAUAUUCGACUAUAUCCAUAGGACGAGUAUGUGCAGAAAGAAAGUUCGAAGUGACAGACAAUUCGACAACGUGGAUUAUACACAACUUACAGAAACCGAUAAUGGUUUCUUUGAUUCACAGUUUGUAAGUCCACCAGUGAAGAUACCAUGGAAAGCUAUCACAUUAGCAGCUCUCCUAUUCGUUGGAGGAACUAUUAUGCUCAUUAUGGGUAGCCUGAUUGUGAGUGGACACAUUGAUUCAAAAUAUUCAGAUCGAAUGUGGCCAGUGAUAAUCUUAGGGGCCUUGAUGUUUAUACCAGGGGCUUAUCACAUGAGGGUAGCUAUUUUAGCAUAUCAAAAAGUACCUGGUUAUUCUUUUGAUGACAUACCUGAAUUUGAUUAA
Molecule: messenger RNA, 560 nt
Organism: Pogonomyrmex barbatus (red harvester ant)
Lineage: Eukaryota; Metazoa; Arthropoda; Insecta; Hymenoptera; Formicidae
Product: transmembrane protein 230
Cellular component (GO): endomembrane system
Source: RefSeq, a predicted model, not a curated record